AGUUUGUCAUUGUUCGGAGAAGAGAGAGGAAGUAAUUAAGGAUGUCUGGUCGUGGAAAAGGCGGGAAGGGGCUCGGAAAAGGAGGCGCCAAGCGCCACCGGAAGGUGCUCCGGGACAACAUCCAGGGCAUCACCAAGCCGGCCAUUCGGCGUUUAGCUCGUCGCGGCGGCGUGAAGCGCAUCUCCGGCCUGAUCUAUGAGGAGACGCGCGGCGUGCUGAAGGUCUUCCUGGAGAACGUGAUCCGCGACGCCGUGACCUACACGGAGCACGCCAAGAGGAAGACGGUGACCGCCAUGGACGUGGUCUACGCCCUCAAGCGCCAGGGGAGGACCCUCUACGGCUUCGGCGGCUAAAGACAGCGCCUCCCAAGCACCCAGCGAACCUAAAGGCCCUUUUAAGGGCCACCACAUCUUCAGUAAAGGGCUUAAU
Anolis sagrei ordinatus is the source of this 429-nucleotide messenger RNA. RefSeq names its product histone H4. Gene Ontology annotation, biological process: nucleosome assembly. Gene Ontology annotation, molecular function: structural constituent of chromatin; protein heterodimerization activity; DNA binding. Lineage: Eukaryota; Metazoa; Chordata; Lepidosauria; Squamata; Anolidae. The record is from RefSeq and is a predicted model, not a curated record. Gene Ontology annotation, cellular component: nucleosome.